Molecule: messenger RNA, 2013 nt
Organism: Protopterus annectens (West African lungfish)
Lineage: Eukaryota; Metazoa; Chordata; Ceratodontiformes; Protopteridae
Gene: PRCC
Product: proline rich mitotic checkpoint control factor
Exons: 6
Coding region: 61-1098 (345 amino acids)
Cellular component (GO): nucleus
Source: RefSeq, a predicted model, not a curated record
CUGUACUGUAUUUUUUUUUUUUUUUUUUGAGGAGAGGAAUUGGAAAGCGUAACAUUGGAAAUGGAAUUUGGUUCCAGCUUGUCGGCACUACUACCACAACCCAGGAACCGAUCUGCAAAUACGACAGAACUUGCUCCUUUACCUUAUGUAUUCACCAAAAAUAAAAAUGUGGACUCUACAGUUCAGAGACUCAACCAGCAGGUCAAUCCCAAUCAAUCAGUAAAUCCUGUCCCAUUGCAUAAAUCAUCCAUGCCUACAGUACUCUCACCAUCUGAUAUAAAAGCAGCUGCCAAAUCUGCAGCCUUGCAAGUCACAAAACAGAUUAUACAAGAUGAUGAAGAGGAGGAUGACGACGACGAGGUGUCAUCAGGGAAUUUUUUUUCAAUCCCAGAUCGCAGUGAGCUAAUGCCUGUGAUAAGUGAACCAUAUUAUAGCACAUCGUUUGCUGAUCAAGUGACAGCUCCAUUACAGUUUUCCACUGAGCAUACAGGGUACAUGAGUGAACAUCAACAGCAGCCGUUACUGUUCCAGCAGGAAAUAUUUCAACCUAAUUUAGCGGAUGCCCCACUUGACUUCAAAAAGCCCUCUGGACCAAGUAAGGCAGUUGAUGGUCCCAGUGGAAGCAGCUCAUUGGAACAAAGAACAGAUUACGGUAGCCAGUAUUACGCCAGUUAUCCUGAAUACGGUGAUGCUACAGGCCCAUAUUAUUCGGAUUACUACAGCAGUUCGAGUUACGUUAAUAAUGAUCCUUCUGUGGUGGCAGAAGAUCAGAGUAUGGAAUCCUGCAUUGAUGAAGAAGCGUUAAGGCGUCUCCAGGGUAAGCGAAAUCGUGGUCGGGAAGAAAUAAAUUUUCUGGAGAUAAAAGGGGAUGACCAGCUGAAAGGUACCCAGCAGUGGUUGACAAAAUCCCUUACAGAAGAGAAAAGUAUGAAGUCAUUCAGUAAGAAAAAAGGAGAGCAACCUACGGGUCAGCAGCGGCGUAAGCACCAGAUCACCUAUUUAAUCCACCAGGCCAAGGAGCGUGAGCUGGAACUUAAGAAUACAUGGUCUGAGAAUAAGCUAACAAGACGUCAGACGCAAGCAAAAUAUGGGUUUUAGUCCUAUGCAGAAGAUUUGUGUAUUUUUGCAUCUUAGAGGUUAUAAAAGCUGCAUACUUCCUGCUACAGCCUCUAGGUUUUGAUGGACAACUCAGAUGUUUUUUCGUAUGUCUCUGGUCAACAAUGUGCCAGCAGUGUAGAGUGGGGUUUAAACAUUGUAACCACAGGAAAUUUCUGUCAGCAUAACCUCUGUUAAGAUGUUUUCAGAGAAAAAUCACAUCUGAAGUGGGAUUUUAUUUACAUUUGAAAGAGUUUAGUUCUGAACAUACUUCUGUUUUAUAUUAUAAGCUGGUGUUUAUUUUAGCCCACAGAUUUAUUGUGUAGGGGGACCACUGUCCAGUAAUUGAGAACUAAAGAUUUAUCAUUUUUAAUGUAGCUUACUAGCUGUAGUAUCCAGCCAGUAUCGUUGGCGCUGCAAUUCAUAAUGUAGGUUUUAACCCUCAGAUUUAUAACAUAAAGAACCAUUUUUUUUAUAAAAAGUCAAUAGUUUUCAGCCCACAGAAGCAAGCUACAAAAAAUAGGCUACAUUCAAAAGUUCAUGAAAAGUAAGAAUACGGAUAGUGAAGUGUUUGAACAUUGAAAAUAUUUCUAAGCUAUUCGGACAGCAGUAGCAAACGGGAGCAGGGUCACACAGCAGUUUGUUGCAUUCAUCUUAUGUUGCCGUUUAUUUUUAGAAAUUGAUGUGCGUCUUCUUUUUAAGGACAGUGCAAGUCAUGUUUUGUAUGCAAAAAAAUUACAUCAUGAAAGCUGUUUAUUGAUGUCUGAACAAUCAUCUACAUUGCUGGAUCUUUUAAGUUUUAUUAAACCAGAAUACUGUGAUCCUGGCAUAUAUUAAAACAAAAUAAUUUAAUUUCAGUUGUGUUUCAAGGGAUACCUUUUUAUAGUAUGGUAUACAGUUAUUAAAACCUGAAGUAGA